Messenger RNA from Bemisia tabaci, 4716 nucleotides. Its product is annotated as EH domain-containing protein 1. Lineage: Eukaryota; Metazoa; Arthropoda; Insecta; Hemiptera; Aleyrodidae. Gene Ontology annotation, biological process: endocytosis; endosomal transport. The record is from RefSeq and is a predicted model, not a curated record. Gene Ontology annotation, molecular function: GTP binding; protein binding; calcium ion binding. Gene Ontology annotation, cellular component: cytoplasm; plasma membrane.
UUGAGAAAUAUUGAUAAGCUUGAUAAGUAUUGCUAAUUGAUCUGUGAUUCCCAUGAUAUUACACGGAUUUUUCUUGUUCCUAUUAUUUUGAUUGAUAGUGAGUGUUAGAAAGAUUAUUGUGAUCAUGCAUUUCGCUCAAUCUCACAGCCUGCUUCGCUGUAAAUGUCAACAAUUUUUUCCUUCUUGUAGAAAUUUUUUGAAAACUCGAAUUUUUGAUAAAAAUAACUCUUUUGCCAAUGUUACCGAAGGACUCAAACAUCUGUACAAAACAAAAUUGUUACCACUGGAGGAGAAAUAUUUCUUUCACGAUUUUUAUCUCCCUAAAAUCACAGAUCAAGAUUUUGAUGCUAAGCCUAUGAUUUUGUUAAUGGGACAGUAUUCCACCGGUAAAACUACACUUAUCAAAUAUCUCAUCAAUGGGGAUUUUCCCGGAAUGAGGAUUGGCCCAGAGCCCACCACUGAUAAAUUCAUCGUUGUCAUGCAUGGAGAGAAAGAAGGUUAUAUCCCCGGCAAUGCUUUAGUCGCAGAUUCAUCAAAACCUUUCACACCAUUGUCCAGUUUUGGAAAUAGUUUUCUUAAUAGAUUGCAAUGCUCUUUAUCAAGUUCGCCGAGACUUGGUGAAAUUUCAUUCAUCGAUACACCUGGUAUUUUGUCUGGAGAAAAGCAACGCAUUGACAGGGGCUAUGAUUUUACCGGAGUCCUGGAAUGGUUUGCAGAGCGAGUUGAUCGUAUCAUCCUUUUAUUUGAUGCAAAUAAAUUAGAUAUAUCCGAUGAAUUUCGACGAUCAAUUGAAAUUUUAAAAGUGCAUGAUGAGAAGAUAAGAAUUGUUUUAAACAAAGCAGAUAGAAUUGGUCAUCAAGAACUGCUGCGAGUGUAUGGAGCGUUGAUGUGGUCCCUUGGAAAAGUACUAAGAACUCCUGAAGUAUCACGAGUCUACGUCGGUUCAUUCUGGGAUCAGCCUCUGCAGAAUGAUAUGUUCAGAAAGUUGUUUGAGGAUGAAGAAAUGGAUCUCAUGAAAGAUAUUCAGUCGCUACCUAGAAAUAACACCUUACGAAAACUAAAUGACAUAAGUAAACGAGCAAGGCUUGCCAAAACUCAGGCUUAUUUAAUUGCAGAAUUGGGUGGACAAAUGCCAACCUUCAACAUUUUCUCGAAUAAAGCCGCAAUUCAAGAAAAUUUAAUCGACAAUUUGGCAAGUAUGUUCCAAACAAUUCAAGGUCGAUAUCGUCUGUCACCAGGUGAUUUUCCUCAAUUAGAAAAAGCUCAGGAGAAGUUGAGAGCAUAUGAUUUUUCCAAGUUUCCGUCCCUUAAUGAAGAUCUCAUCAAUGCUGUUGAUGAAAUGAUGAUGAAAGAUCUACCUCAAAUCAUGUCCAACAUACCUGCUGAGGAGAGCAAACAAAAUGAGUUCCUAACAAGUGCUGGUCUAGAAAAUACACCUUUUGGUUAUGAUCAAGGCGUUGGUAUCAAUGAAGGCAAAAGCGAACGUGGAUGGGUCGUCGAAAAAUAUAGACAAAAAUAUGACAGUAUUUAUGACUCUUUAGCUCACAAUGAUAACAAGAUUGUUGUAUCAGUUGCACGUGAAGAAAUGAUGAAAUCAAAACUACCAAGCAAUGUCCUGGGCAAAAUUUGGAAUUUGGCUGAUGUUGACGGAGAUGGUGUUCUUGAUAGGGAUGAAUUUGCCUUGUCAAUGCAUUUAAUAGACAUCAAAUUGAAAGGUCAUGAGCUGCCUGACAAGCUUCCAGAGCAUCUAAUACCACCGUCAAAGAAGAACCAUGCUCCAAGUAGACCCUAGGAAAGUUUGGACUAACACCCAAAGUACAGAACAAAAUCCAAGUAUGAUAGUUUAUCAGUGCUCCAAGUACAAUCCAAAACUGUAACUACUUAUUUUAUUUCUAAUGGGUCUUUUAUCAGCUGUUCCAUUAUCUUUUGUAAUAAUAGCAGCAGACAGUUCAGGCAAACUAGUCUUUCCUCCUCAUCUACCAAGUGAUCUACUGAAAUUCAAUAUGUAUUAGCACAUGCAUAGAGAGGUAUAAAGAUAAGUUUUCUGCGUCUAUCCUCCAAAUGGUUAAAAGGACAACCAUUGCACCUUAAAAAGGUUUUUACUCAAAUGAAGAUUUUAACAUUUUUAUUUACCUUUUUCAUCUUUGGAAAAAAAAUAAUGAUAAUAGUGUAAGUGCCCAUGGUAGCUACACUAAAAAAUUCAACUCAACCUUUUAACUUUGUGUCCUUUGUGGUUAAGUUUGAAUCGUUUUUGAAGAAUGUUUAUGAUAGUAUUAUGAGGCUGCAUUUCCAAAUAAUUUUAAUUACAUAAAAUGAAUACAUUUUAGCUAUUCAAGAAUUUUUUAAAAAAAUUUUAGGUCAAAAUCUAAAAGUAAUUUCCAAUAUUUUUUUUCAAAUUUCUGUGGAGAUAUUCUCAAGUGCAAUGUAAUGUAAUCAGACUUAGUCUCCAAUAUUUUUGCCUCUCCUUGCUUUAUCUCUCUUCUCAUUAUUUUUCCUGCAAUUUUCUCUGUAACCUUAUAAAACUUAAAAUUUAAAGAAGAACUAUAAAAAAAUUCUGGGUAUAUUUCUUCUGUACAUGGUAUUUUUCCAUGUAACCAGAUAUUGUUUUGCAUAAUUAUUAAAUUAUGUUUGUUAUUUUCAAAAUGUUAUUAGUUUGUAUAAGGGUCACUCCAUAUCAUUCAAUUGCGUUGAGACUCGCCAUCUCAGAAUGCUUCACAUUGUUAUGAAACUUUAUUUCCAAGAAGUUAAACAGGAUGUAUCUGUGUGUAUUGAGAAAUCUGUAAAAAUUCCAUCUGCCCAAUAAUUUGAAUUAAAAUUUGGAAACAUUACCAUCAAAACGCUUAAAUUUUGAAAAAAAAUAUUUUCCAAGGCUCUACCGCCUUUCUACGGAAACAAAUGUCUUGUAAAUCAUCAUAAUUUUUUCAGAAUAUUCAUUGAAAAAUCGAUUUCCAGCGUGCUUCUCAAAGCAAUGCCCUAAUUUGAGAUUUUCAUACAAGAAAUUGUUACCUGGGUUUGUCAAUGAAAAUUUUGUCUGUCUCCCUCAUGAAACGAUGGGAAAAAUAAAAAAAAAGAAACUUGGAGAUAAGUCAAACAAAAUGUAGACAUUUUAAAUAACAGUCGGUUCAGGUUCACAUCGUCCUAGAAAAAACAGAGCAAUGGUCAGAUUCUAAGAUCUUCAAUUAUUCAUCUAUUGCGGCCUCUAAAUUUUUUAAGUCUGGGUCAUUGAAGGCUUCGGGGUUGCAGGGCUUGGCGGCUUCCGAGGAGAGAUGAGCAAUUUUGCCACAGGAACAGAACUAUUUUGCAAUGCGCAGGUCCAAUCUUUCUGAGGGCUGGUAUUUCCUUACAGGCAUUCUGAGGGUUAUUCCACUUUUUCAGGUUUGGGAGAAAUUAAAUUAAAAAGUUAAAAAACCUAGAUUCUAACCUGAGUCCUGGUUAUUGUAGCUUGAUGCAAACCUGAACCGAUGGUUAUGAAAACCUCUAAAUUUUGUUACAUUUUGGAGUUCCUAAUUUUUUCAUAGCUUCAUAAUAGAAAUCAACAAAUUCUGAGUGUUUUAGAUUCCAUACUCAGGUGAAUUAUUAUAUUUUGAUGGUGACGUUCGUAAAUCGUUUUCCAAAUUGCUCGAAUUUCAAACUCACCAAUUUUUUAAAGCAGGAAGUCCCUCCCCAUUUUGCCUCAAGUUUUAAAAUUUUAUUAUCUGCAUUAUCGGAGCAUUCCAUGUUUCAGAACGACUUCUGCUCAACUUGUGGCUGCUAAAGAGAAGUAGAAGAGUUGAACGAAACCGAGAGCAUCUGAUCUUAAAAAUUUUUAGAACCAACAAUAUGAACAGAAUGCUUUGUCAAAAAAUUUAAAAAGUGAAAUCACAAGAAAUCAUUGAGUUUUGAGAAAGUGAUCGCGUGCUUGGUUGGAAUGGUCAUGAGUAAUCCCUGAAAUUAUUGAUUUUCGAAAAACAAUGAUAAUAUUUUGUACAAACAAAUUUGUUUUGUCAAAUAAAAUAUGUUAUAAUUUUUUUACAAAAAUGAAUGUCGUGUAGCAUUUGAGGUGUUGAAAGAAAAAAAAAUCAGAUGAUGUCAUUCUAAUAACAUUUAUGAACACUUCUAAAAGUCUUUGACAAAUAGAGCCAUCGUACACACCACGAGAUAGAUGAAGAGCUGUAAAAAAAGUAUUGAAGUCAGUAGAAGUAUAAAUUCCGUUUUAAAUUUUGAUGGUCCAUGUGUCGCAGGCAAUUAGCAGUCGCCGGAAAUUUGCAAGCGGUUCAAACGCUGUUUCAAUAAAUCGCAAUAAUGCACAUCGGCAUAAUGCAAUUUUUAAGGGUUAAGGUCUUCAAAAUUAUGAUCUCGGCUUGAAGCGCCUUCAUUCUUUGUGAUACUCUACGCUUUGUCACGAUGUUAGUUUAGUUGCCUGCCCCAACUAAUGUCGCGAAGUUCAAUGCACGCUCCUCUGAGUGUGCAUAUUUCUGUCAUGUUUUCGAAGAUGGAAAAGUGUCUAUUCACAUUACAGGCAACACAAUCAGCACUCUAAUCUUAUUCUUUUAUUUUUGAAUUCUAUGAUUUUCUAUAUUUAUUCACCACUGGCUUGCAAAUUGCCGGCGAUUGCUAAUUGCCUGCGACACAUGCAAAAUUUAGAAGAGUUAUUCGAAAUUGACUUCGUUGCCUGUUCAUGGAUCCUAAUGUAAGUUUGAUGUAUUUUCUUAGCACAAAACAUGUUGUUUCUCUGGA